Messenger RNA from Nanorana parkeri, 1090 nucleotides. RefSeq names its product poly(A)-specific ribonuclease PARN-like. The record is from RefSeq and is a predicted model, not a curated record. The transcript has 3 exons. The annotation marks the transcript as partial. Lineage: Eukaryota; Metazoa; Chordata; Amphibia; Anura; Dicroglossidae.
CUGUUAACACCAGCCAGUAUGCAGAGAGUUACCGUAUCCAGACAUAUGCUGAAUAUGUUGAAAAAAAGAAUCAAGACUCCCACACUAAAAGAAAAUGGACUGAAGAUGGCUGGAAAGAUCUGGAGAGGAAGAGAUUAAAAACCCACUACACUUCAUACAUUCCACAAAACCCAAGAGACUUUUACACAAACAGCUUUGCUACAAGCCUUGUUGGAAGGAGAAGUAUGAGUCCGAUACAAGAAGAAACCGUCUCUGAAGAUGUUGGUGAUGAUCAAGGUGAUACUAAUCCUGGAGCAUCUGAAGCCAAAAAGAAAACUAAGAGUCACAAGCGUCAGAAAUUAGAGACUGAUCCAGCAGAAUGCAGUAACAGCUCCACUGCCCUUUUUGAAGUCCCGGAGACCUGGUAGCAGCAAUGAUAUUGCAACUGAAAACUUGAAAGCCAUAUUUUACUUUCUUUUGUCAUGUGGAUGUGUUCCAAUGCAGCUUAUAUUGUCAUUUCCAUUGACUGCCUAUAAAGUCUCUUAUGAUGGCAUGCUUUCAGAAAAGCACAACUAUUCUUGUAUGAUGAGCAAAAGUGAUUGUGCUAGCUGUAGGUUCUCAUAUGAAUUUCCAUUUCCAGUGAGCACCUGUGUAAUAAAGCAAGAAUGUUGUAUAAUUGUGUGAGUUUACCUUUAAGAGUGUGUCUUCAUUUUUCCGGUAGUCUCCCUAAUUUUUUAAAGGCUGUAAAAUCUACCAAACCUUGAAAAAUAAUAUAACAUAUGCUCUUAUUUAUAUUUCCACUUCCUCUAUUGAUCUAAACUACAGAUCUAUGUUGCAGGCUUUCAUUGCCACUGGGUUACAUCUCCAUUCAACAGUCAUUAAAUAUUGCAAUUACUCUGGAUAGCAACAUCUAACUUGACUUAUCACCUGUAAAUCCUUCAUUCCAUUAUGCAAGUUUAUUUCAUGUACAAGCAUUUGAUGCAUUUGUCUUUGCUUAAACCUUAACAUGUGAAAUUAGUUACUUGGGUCAAUAAUUAAACUUUUGUUACAGAACUUGAACUAUUAAAAUCGGUGUUUUAAAGGACACUUUCUCUCAUAUUUUGAAAGGACA